Pediculus humanus corporis (human body louse) is the source of this 1113-nucleotide messenger RNA. Its product is annotated as bardet-biedl syndrome 4, bbs4, putative. Lineage: Eukaryota; Metazoa; Arthropoda; Insecta; Psocodea; Pediculidae. Gene Ontology annotation, molecular function: protein binding. The record is from RefSeq and is a predicted model, not a curated record. The transcript has 6 exons. Gene Ontology annotation, cellular component: ciliary basal body. Gene Ontology annotation, biological process: protein localization to cilium; cilium assembly. The coding region runs from base 1 to 1113 and encodes 370 amino acids.
AUGAAUGAAUAUGCUAACUACGUACAGGGUAUAAUUCUACGUCACGAGGGAAAAAUUCAAGAAUCUCUUGAAUAUUUUCAAAAAUGUCACAAACUCAAUCCUAAAAGCAUCGACACAAUAAAACAAAUCUCAAAAUCAUUCCGACAAGAAAAUUCAUUUUUAGCAUUGGCAGGAGUUAACAUAUUGGAAAAUGACAUACCUAAAGCUGUAGAAGUUUAUUAUGCAGCAUUAGAAUUAUCACCCGACAGCGUGGAUUUAUCAACGUCACUCGGUUUGCUUUAUAUGAAAAUGGGAGAUAAUCAAAAAGCAUUAGAACAUUUCGGUUCUGCAUUGGCACAUAAUCCAGAUUGUAUAAAAGCUCUGAUGGGUACGGCACUCGUGAUGCAGAAUUACAGGGAAUACGAUGUUGCUUUAUCGAAAUAUAAAAUAGCAUCAGUUUCACUAGCGGAAUCUCCAUGUUUAUGGAAUAACAUCGGAAUGUGUUUUUUUGGAAAAAAAAAAUUAAUCGCAGCCAUAAGUUGUCUAAAGCGUGCCAAUUUUUUAUCACCGCUGGAUUGGAAAAUUUUAUAUAAUUUGGGUUUGGUACACAUUUCGGCACAGCAAUAUGCUUCUGCUUUUCAUUAUUUAACUUCUGCAAUGAAUUUGCAUCCAAAUAUUCACCGAGUUUAUUUACCACUGGCAAUUACUUUAACACAUUUAAACGAUGCAAAAAAUGCAAUUUUUGCUUUUGAUAAAAUGUCUGAACAUUCACCGGAUGAUCCUUUGACCUUUUUAAACUAUUCGCUAUUUUUAUACAAACAAAAUGAUUUAACAAAAUCAAUCGAUAAAUAUAAUAAAUUUCAGGAACUUGUUGAAACUGGUAAAAAUGUCGACAGCAACGUGAGUGAAAUUGAUUCGAAUGUUAUAAAAGUAGCAACGAAUUUAAUCAAAAUAUUAACAAAUGAAAAAAAUGAUGACGAAACGGAAAAGGAAAAAAAUAACAGAGAGGAAAACGACAAACAAAAGACAAACGAAAAAAAGAAUCCUUUGGGAAAAAUUCAAAAAUCGAAUCAUUUACAUAAUAAUUCAAAAGAAAAAUUAAACGACAGCGAAGAAAUUGAUAAAAAAAAUUAA